Molecule: messenger RNA, 1193 nt
Organism: Rosa rugosa (rugosa rose)
Lineage: Eukaryota; Viridiplantae; Streptophyta; Magnoliopsida; Rosales; Rosaceae
Product: dual specificity protein phosphatase 1-like
Exons: 6
Coding region: 161-694 (177 amino acids)
Biological process (GO): negative regulation of MAPK cascade; protein dephosphorylation
Cellular component (GO): cytoplasm
Molecular function (GO): MAP kinase tyrosine/serine/threonine phosphatase activity; protein tyrosine/threonine phosphatase activity
Source: RefSeq, a predicted model, not a curated record
AAAGACUAACCAAGCGAACCUAUACACACAAGUUCACAACGAUCAAAAUAUCAAAUGCCAUCGACAAACAGACACGCCCUCAUUCUCUCAGACCCCAAUUUUUGUGUCUACACGCAGCUGGAGCUAACCGAGAGGAGUGGAAAGUUUCGUUUCGCUAGUGAUGGAUCCGAUAGAAGAUUCCCUCAGGAAACAAAUAUCUGCUCUGUUGAGAGUUAUCAAUGUGACAAAGUGCUGUAAAGAGGACAAUGUUCCAUGCAAAAUUGAAGAGGGUCUCUUCUUGGGUUCCAUUGGAGCUGCACAUAACAAGGACGAACUUAAAAAAUUAAACAUCACUCACAUUUUGACUGUGGCUGGUUCAUUGGCACCUGCAUAUCCAAAUGAAUUUGUGUAUAAGGUUUUGAAUGUUAUGGACAAAGAAUCGACAGACCUGAAACAGCACUUUGAUGAGUGUUUCAAUUAUAUUGAAGAAGGUAAAAGAUCUGGUGGUGUGUUGGUUCAUUGCUUUGUGGGAAAAUCCAGGAGUGUGACUAUUGUUCUUGCUUAUCUAAUGAAAAAGCAUGGUAUGAGUCUAUCUGAAGCUCUUGAACAUGUGAGGAGCAGACGGCCACAGGCAUCUCCCAAUGCUGGUUUUAUGUCACAACUGCAGGACUUUGAAAGGUCCCUUCAUGCAAAUGAAGAGAACAAGACAAAUUGAAGGACUUCAACUAUACGAGGAAAGACUACCUUGAAGAACCUCGUCGCUUACGAUGUUACCUAGAUGAAACCUUUUGUGAUAUAGAACUUUUAUAGUUACCAAAAAGAAAAAGAAUGAUAGCCCUGAUGCUGGUGAUUAAAUUUUAAGUAGAUUGUGAAUAAUUAGGAUAGAGUUUAAUAAACUAGCCAUGUGAAGAUGAUAUGAUACGCAAUGAAGCAAGAAGGGAGAAAUUCAGUCUGCAUUUAGCUUUUAUCCAGAUCAAUUUCACUAUGAACGACAGUGUAUGGAUCUUUGUGGGUAUACUUAUACGGAGCAACGGAGACUUCUAGUAUGUGUUUUCCUGACUGUGGUCUCUUUUAUCCACUGCCUUGAUCCACUUGGCUACAUCCGCCCUUGUACUAUUUAAAUAAAAAUAGAAAUUACAAAUAAUUCCACCAUUUAUUAUUACUUGUAAAAGAGAAUACAACAUAAAUGGAAACCCUUUAUUUUAAUGCUUGAA